This is a messenger RNA of Naegleria lovaniensis, 2037 nucleotides long. RefSeq lists its product as uncharacterized. Gene Ontology annotation, molecular function: protein binding. The transcript has a single exon. The record is from RefSeq and is a predicted model, not a curated record. Gene Ontology annotation, cellular component: cytoplasm; Cul4-RING E3 ubiquitin ligase complex. The coding region runs from base 1 to 2037 and encodes 678 amino acids. NCBI's taxonomy places the organism in Eukaryota, Heterolobosea, Eutetramitea, Acrasida, Naegleriidae. Gene Ontology annotation, biological process: negative regulation of fatty acid biosynthetic process.
AUGACUUCUCCAACAAUUUCCUCACAUUCCUCACUCGCAGCAUCGUAUCAAUUUAUUUCCGAUCGCCACAUUCCUUCUCUCCUUUUUCAAAUGAAAACUCUUCCUCAUAAUCACAAGUAUCAUUCCAAUAUUAAUUUAUUGCAAUCGGCCAUGUCAUCUUCGUCUUUAUCAACAAUGAAUCGUGCGACAAGUACUACUACGGAAGAAUCACAUGAGCCACUUACUUGUCAUCACAUCAACUCCUCUUUGGAUUUCUAUCCCAAUCAAACCAAUCCCUUAAAAUUAUUAAAAACACAUCCAUCACUCAUUUAUCGAUUGCAUUUAGCUAAGGUGAUUGAUGAACCACAUUUGGGUCAUUCAGGUUGUGUCAAUUCCGUUGCAUGGAUACCCCCAGAAGAUUGUUUUCAUUGUGCCUCGUCGUUGGGAGCCAGUCAUUAUUUGGGCAAUGAGGACAUGAGUAAUAUGGAUUCUCUUCUCAUUUCAGGAAGUGAUGAUUGUUGUAUCAAAAUAUGGAACUCUCACUCCUCGGAAUGUAAAUGGACUAUUUCAACUCCACACACUGGAAAUAUAUUUUGUGUCAAAUGGUUUCCUCAUUGUAAUUUAGAUCGUAUCAUAUCAAGUGCCGCAGACUCAAAGAUUUGCAUUUACGAGCACGGUAGACAUACAAGAACUAUUAAGGAGCACAUGGGAAUGGUCCAUCGAGUAUGUAUUGAGAAUUCAUCUCCUCACGUCUUUAUAAGCAUUUCUCAAGAUGGUUAUGUGAAAUUGUUUGAUUUGAGACAACCAACUCAUGAACAUGUGAAUUUGUUACAUUUACAAACAGGUGGUGGUAGUAGUACUACUGGUACUAAUUCUCGCCUUGUAAGGUUCAGCAGUUCCUCAGCAGCAUCCAUUGACAUUAAUAGUAUUGACAUGAAUCCAAGAAAUAGCAAUGAAAUCAUUUUGGGAUGUGAUGAUCCUUUCGUGAGAUUAUUCGAUCGUAGAAAAAUCAUGACUUCGAGUAGCAGUGAUACCACUACCAUCAGCAGCAACAGAGAUCAAGUGAUUGAAGCAUCCACUGUACAAAAAUACUGUCCUGCUGGAUUGUUGCCAAGUAAUGACUCUUCUCAACGACCACACAGUCGAAUACCUCUGCACGUCACUGGUGUUCGAUUUAACAAGUACGGUGAUGAAAUUGUUGCCACCUAUAGUGGUGAUCAUAUUUAUUUAUUUGACAAGUGUGCCCAUACUCGUAGCACAGCAGAGAAUAGUCCAGUCAUUGCUGCUGAUGCUAAAAUGUCUUAUAUAGGUCACUGUAACAUUCGAACAGUCAAAGAAGUGAAUUUCUUUGGUGAAUGCUCCGAGUAUAUUCUUUCUGGUAGUGAUUGUGGACAUGUGUUUGUGUGGGAUAAACACACGGGAUGUAUUAUUAAUGUCAUUAAGGGAGAUUCUCAUGUUGUGAAUUGUUUAGCACCUCAUCCAAUCUAUCCAGGAGUAUUGGCAACGAGUGGUAUUGAACACAAUAUUAAACUCUUUGAGAUGGGAGUGUUGGACUAUAUGGACGAUAACCCAGAAACGAGUUGCUAUGAGAAGAAUAUUGCAUUUAGAGAUGCCAACAAGAUGAGUUCCAUGUGGACCGAUGAGGAGCAUGAAGAGGAGCCUCACGCUGUGAGCACGAGUAGUACUAGUAGCAGCAGUAGUACUAGCACUAGUUCUAAGCAUGAUCGUGUGUCUCGUCUGAUCAGUGAAAAUGAACGAAAAACAAGAGAGGGUCAUUCGAGUUUGAUUUUACCUGCGAGUAUGGUCUUUAAUUUGAUGCAAUUGUUGGCUUCACAAUCUGAUGAAGAGGACGAGGAAGAGAAUACUGGAAGAACAUCCACAACGAAUACAACAAAUGCGGGUCAACAGCAGCAACAAAGGAGAAGAAGAAGAGCACAAGAAAUCUUUCAAUUAUUGGAAGAGCUUGGAGGACAUGAUUCUAGCGGUGAGGAAGAGAAUGAGAAUCAGGAAGAAGAAGAAGAAUCUCGUACCACAACUCGCAGUUGCAGAACCAUGUAA